AAAUUCUUCUAGGUUCCUGAACUCAAACUGCACGUCGCUACAAAGGGCGGGGGACGCGUGGCGUGGGAGCUCUGGGUCCCGGCGCGCACCCACUGAGCUGCUCCUCUCCCUCUCUUGCCCUAGACAUGGAAGGGAUGGAGGACGCCGAGGCCGAUUGCUCUGUUGCAUUCGCAGAGGCUCAGAGAUGGGUGGAGGCUGUAACUGAGAAGAAUUUUGAAACAACGGAUUUUCGAGCCUCUCUAGAAAAUGGUGUUCUGUUGUGCGACUUGAUUAAUAAGCUCAAACCUGGCGUCGUUAAGAAGAUCAAUAGACUGUCUACCCCAAUAGCAGGUUUGGAUAACAUAAAUGUUUUUUUGAGAGCUUGUGAACAGAUUGGAUUGAAAGAAGCCCAGCUUUUUCAUCCGGGGGAUCUACAGGACUUAUCAAACCGAGUCACCGUCAAGCAAGAAGAGACUGACAGGAGACUGAAAAAUGUUUUGAUAACUUUGUACUGGCUGGGAAGAAAAGCACAAAGUAACCCCUACUAUAAUGGUCCCUAUCUCAAUUUGAAAGCUUUUGAGACUCUUUUAGGGCAAGCUUUGACUAAGGCACUUGAAGAUUCCAGCUGCCUGAAAAGAAGUGGCCGGGACAGUGGCUACGGGGACAUCUGGUGUCCUGACAGAGGAGAAUUUCCUGCCCCUCCAGGUAGCCACAGAAGGGAAGAUUCCUUUGAGAGCUUGGACUCGCUGGGGUCCAGAUCUCUGACCAGCUGUUCCUCAGACUUCACUCUGAGAGUUGGGAAGGAAGGUUGCGAAAGUGACAUCGAUUGGGAAUUUACAUUCAAAAUGCAGGAUUACAACAAAGAUGAUAUGUCCUACCGAAGGAUUUCAGCCAUUGAGCCAAAGUCAGCUCUCCCGUUCAAUCGUUUCUUGCCGAACAAAAGCAAGCAGCCGUCCUAUGUGCCAGCACCUUUGAGGAAGAAGAGGCCAGACAAACACGAGGAUAACAGGAGGAGCUGGGCAAGCCCGGUCUACACAGAAACAGACGGAACAUUUUCAAGUACCCAGAGGAGAACCUGGGGUCCCAAGAUGGAGACCUGGCACACAGUCCAAGAAACUUCCACCUCUUCUUGGUGUGUAGAAGAGGAAGAGGAAAAGCUCACGCGCAUGCCCAACAUUGUGAAGGAUGAUCUGUAUGUGCGGAAGCUUAGCCCCGUCAUGCCAAGUCCAGGGAGCUCUUUUGAUCAGUUCCUUCCCAAAUGUUGGACUCCAGAAGAUAUGAACUGGAAAAAAAUUAAAAGAGAGACUUAUAAGCCAUGGUAUAAGGAAUUUCAGGGAUUCAGAAGGAAUUCUGACUCUGAGAAUGAGGAUUCGGGCUCUUUCCAAAGCUCCACCAUUUUCAGUAGACUAGAAAAGGCAGACCAUAGGUUAGACAGCAGCUACCAAAGACCUUCACUCUUGCUGGAGCUAGCUACCAAACACGCUAUGAGGUCACGUGACACCCAUGCAGCCAGGAGGACCAGCAGUGCUUUGCAGGAAUCCAGUCAGUUUUUAUUGCUUCAGGCCCUCCAAACCUACUCUGAUGACAUCUUGUCCUCGGAAACAAGUGUCAAACUCGAUCCUACCUCUGGCCCCAGGCUCAUAACUCGCAGGAAGAAUCGCUCUCCCGCACCAGGCUAUCGAGCCCAUGACCUUGAGCUGCCAGCCCUAGAUCCCGACUUAGAAAAUGAUGAUUUCUUUGUCAGAAAAACAGGGGCUUUCCAUGCAAAUCCGUGUGUCCUUCGAGCCUUUGAAGACUUUAGAAGUUUCUCGGAGCCAGACGAUGCCGUGGAACGAGAUAUAAUUUUGCAGUGUCGGGAAGGUGAACUCGUACUUCCAGAUUUAGAAAAGGAUGAUAUGAUUGUCCGCAGGAUUCCAGCUCAGAAGAAAGAAGUGCCCCUUUCUGGGGCCCCGGAUAGGUACCAGCCAGUCCCUUUCCCUGAACCCUGGACCCUACCUCCAGAAAUCCAAGCGAAGUUUCUCUCUGUGCUCGAAAGGACACGCCCACCCAAAGAACAAAGCAGCGGCUGUAGAGUGUUAGUCCCUUCCUAUCGACAGAAGAAAGACGACAUGUUGGCUCGCAAGAUCCAGUCUUGGAAGCUGGGGACUGCUGUACCUCCCAUCAGUUUCAAGCCUGGCCCCUGCAGCGAGGCCGACCUGCAGAAGUGGGAGGCCAUCUGGGAGGCCAGCAGGCUUAGGCACAGGAAGCGGCUGAUGGUUGAGAGACUCUUUCAAAAGAUCUAUGGUGAGAAUGGGAGCAAGUCCAUGAGCGAUGUCAGCGCAGAGGAUGUUCAGAACCUGCGUCAGGUGCGCUACGAGGAGAUGCAGAAAAUAAAAUCCCAGCUGAAAGAACAAGAUCAGAAAUGGCAGGAUGACCUUGCAAAAUGGAAAAACCGCCGGAAGAGUUACACUUCAGAUCUGCAGAAGAAAAAGGAAGAGAGGGAAGAGAUUGAGAAGCAGGCACUGGAGAAGUCUGACCGCAGCUCCAAGACAUUUAGGGAAAUGCUGCAGGACAGGGAAUCUCGAGGUUCUACAGUUACGUCUUGGAGGAGGACCUAUUCCUCUGAUGACAUCCUCGAUGAUGGAGUGCUCCCUCCUACAGUGACUCUGUCAGAAACUAGUUACCAGAGCGAGAGACUAGAAGAUGAGGCAAGAGCGCAUCCUGCUGAGAUGCCCAAAGAAGAUUCCACAACAUUUGCAAAUAGAGAGGACAGUGUAGUAGCUGAGACUCAGCUUGCUUCUCACAGUCCUGAAGAGCAACGUCUGGCCCCUUCUCCUUCUGAGGAACCGCGCCAGGCCUCUGGAUCUUCUGCAGAACCGCACCAGGCCCCGUUGCUGUCCACAGAACCACGCCGGACCCCUUUGCCUUCCGAGGAACCACACCAGGCCUCUCUAUCUUCUACACUACAGCGUCCAUCCUCACUCUCUUCUCAGCAGUCAUGGAGUACAAGAGCAGAGUCCACUCGGAUUUCAGCUUCUCUCCCUAGAAGUUACCAGAGAACCGAUACAGCCAGGUUAACAUCUGUGGUCACAGCGAGACCUUUUGGCACAUCUUCAAGGGGAAUCUCCUCACUGCCCAGAUCCUACACGAUGGAUGAUGGCUGGAAAUACAACGGAGAUGUUGAAGUUGUCAAGAGAGAGCAACUCGAUUUGGGCAGAGCCACUGGCCCGAAGCCUGACUCCAGCCACUUUAUUUCGGGCUCAGCCAGUGAGAAGGAGGUCAUAGCCACAGAAGAUGUGGCAAGCUUGUCCUCUCCCACACUCCCUUCCUCAUCUCUCUCCCACGACCGGGCAGUCUCUUCCAAAGCCACGUUCUCAUCAAUGUCUGGUUUGGAUUCAGUGUCUGACUCUGGAGAAGGAAGAGGCUCACCAUUGAGGGAAGUUUCCAGGUCCCUGGAUCAGUUCAGCGAUAUGAGAGUCAGCAUAAACCAGACGCCCGGGAACAAACCUGUCUUUGGGUUUACGAUAAAAUGGGAUAUUUCUGGGAUCUUCGUAGCAUCAGUCGAACAAGGUAGCCCAGCAGAAUUUUCUCAGCUGCAGGUAGAUGAUGAAAUUCUUGCCAUCAAUAACACCAAGUUUUCAUAUAAGGAUACAAAAAAGUGGGAGGAAGUUAUGGCAAACGCCCAAGAAACUGGAAACUUAGUGAUGGACGUCCGGCGUUACGGAAAGUCUGACUGGGGCAAAGACCAACCUUCCCUGCCAUUUAUACGGCAUAAAACCCUCAAUCUUACCAGUGUGGCUACCAAAAUUAUAGGUUCAUCUGAAACAAAGUGGAUCGAUACAACAUCAGGAAUUUACAACUCAGACAAGUCUUCAAGUUUAUCAGUCACAACUGAUUUCUCUGAAAGCCUUCAGAGUCCUUAUACUGAAUCCAAAGAAGUCAAUGGAAUUCACGAGGAAAGUAACCCCUUUGAUUCAAAAGCAUCAGAAUCCAUUUCUUUGAAAAAUUUAAAAAGGCGAUCACAAUUUUUUGAACAAGGAUGGCCAGGCUUUUCUUACAGCUCCUGGGUCUACCUCUGUGGAAGCUCGGAUUCUGUGGCCCCCGAUCUUCCAGUUCCAACCCUCAGUGCCCCGAGUCGCUGGGCUUGGGAUCAAGAGGAGGAGAGACGGAGGCAGGAGCGGUGGCAGAAAGAGCAAGAUCGCCUAUUGCAGGAAAAAUACCAGCGUGAGCAGGAGAAGCUGAGGGAGGAGUGGCAGAGAGCCCAACAGGAGGCGGAGAGAGAGAAUUCCAAGUACCUGGAUGAGGAGCUGAUGGUCCUAAAUUCCAACAGCAUUUCUCUGACCUCCCGGGAGCCUGUGGCCGCCACCUGGGAAGCCACGUGGAGUGAAGGGUCCAAGUCUCUGGACAGCGAAGGCACCCGAGCGGGAGAGGAGGACAGGGGACAGCUGGAAGACGAUGCUGUGUAUGAGGACCAAAGUCAGAAGCUGCAGGAACUUGAGCAGGAGAAGAAACGGAAGGAGCAAGAGGCUCAGGAAGAGGAGCGCCGCAAGCAGCGGGAGGCCCAGGCCUGGGCAGAGGCAGAAGCUAAGGCUUGGGCGGAGGCCCAGGCUCGGGCAGAGGCAGAAGCUAAGGCUCGGGCGGAGGCCCAGGCCCGGGCAGAGGCUGAGGCUCAAAAACGAGCUGAAGCUCAGAAGCUCCAGGCAGAGAGGGAACGUGAAACGUCCGUCAAAAUAUACCAGUACCGAAGGCCCAUUGAUUCCUACGACCUACCAAAGAGAGAAGACGACACUUCAGGGAUGCUUCCAACUGACAGGAGUAAAUCAAGAUCUACUACGGAACUAAAUGACCCCCUCAUAGAGAAAAAUGGAAGCAGCAAAUAUUCAGAGAGAAUUGGGGCCACUAGCUUUUCACAUAGGAGUUCUAAGAAGGAUCAAGCCCCCUCAGAAGCAGAGUUGGAGAGACAGCAAAUCCUUCAGGAAAUGAGGAAGAGAACAUCUCUCCACAAUGACAACAGCUGGAUCCGACAGCGCAGCGCCAGUGUGAACAAGGAGCCCAUCUGCCUGCCUGGGAUCAUGAGGAGAGGGGAGUCUCUGGACAAUCUGGAUUCCCAGCGGCCGGGUUCUUGGAGGCAGUCCCCUUGGCACAGCCAGCCUGCCGGGGUCUAUGCGUCUUCCUCUGUCCAGGACUUCAGUCGCCCCCCACCUCAGCUGUUGUCUACAUCAAACCGUGCCUACAUGCGGAACCCAUCCUCUGCGGUGCCACCUCCAGCCGGCUCUGUGAAGACCUCCCCAGGGUCUCCCUCUCCACGCAGCCAUUCCCCUUCCAUGUCACAGUCAGGCUCUCAGCUACGGAAUAGGUCAGUGAGUGGGAAGCGUGUGUGCUCCUACUGUAAUAACAUUCUGGGCAAAGGAGCCGCCAUGAUCAUCGAGACCCUGGGUCUUUCUUAUCAUUUACAUUGUUUUAAGUGUGUCUCCUGUGGGUGUGACCUCGGAGGCUCUUCCUCAGGAGCUGAAGUCAGAAUCCGAAACCACCAACUCUACUGCAAUGACUGCUAUCUCCGAUUCAAAUCUGGACGGCCAACCGCCAUGUGAUGUAAACCCCCAUUCGAAAGCGCUGUUGCAGAUAGAAGAGGAGGCGCUUGUCACUGAUGCAGAGCUAUAAAAAAAAAAAUGCUGGAUGGUUUUUUCCCCUCUUUUUUUUUUUUAAAGGAAUAAUCAUUGCCUCGUUAAAUGACAUAGGAACACUGUGGUGUUGGUAGGACCUGUAUUUUUGUUGUUUAUUUAUAAGAAGGUAAUUAUGUGUGUGUGUGUGGGGGGGGGAGGAGUGCAGUAUUGACCUUUUAAAUUCAGCAUCCUAAAAGCACAAGUGGAAAAGAAAACUAAACAAAGCUCAAGAACUUAAAAUCCUUCUCAUACUCAUAUGAUUAAUGAUCUCGUUUGACUCUCUAGUGGUUUUUCGAAGAAGGUAUUUUAUUUUAAUUUUUUAAGUUCUUAAACAUUAUUUGAAAUAGUUAAUAUAAAUGUGUAACUGUGUUUGUUUAUUAUAAUGUAUUCUAAGUUAAUGUGGAUCCAUAUGAAAAAUUUCACUUAAAUCCACUCAUAAAUUUGCUUCUUUUGUGGUUUUCUUUACACGGAAAUAAUCCAAUUGAAAAAUAAUUUUGCCUCUCUGUAAUGUUUUAUUGGUUUGAGGAGGGCACUCAAUUUUCUUUACAAGGACUGUUGAUGCUAAGCAAAUGCCAGGAGAGGGCUGUUUACUUUCAGUAAUGAAAAAUAUCCAUGGCUUGUAUACCAGUGAUUUCCUCCAGAAACACGUGAGCUCUUCUGUUCCGCUGCCUUUGUAAAUAAACUUGGUGAUGCAUUUAAGGAAUGCUUUUUAAAACUC
This is a messenger RNA of Mus musculus (house mouse), 6339 nucleotides long. RefSeq names its product LIM domain only 7 (gene Lmo7). Lineage: Eukaryota; Metazoa; Chordata; Mammalia; Rodentia; Muridae. Bases 126 to 5549 code for a protein of 1807 amino acids. Gene Ontology annotation, cellular component: actin cytoskeleton. The record is from RefSeq and is a predicted model, not a curated record. The transcript is spliced from 33 exons. Gene Ontology annotation, biological process: regulation of cell adhesion; regulation of signaling.